GUCCCGGCCUCGCCUCCGCCCCGUGCAGACCCCGCCCCUGUAACUACGCUCCCGUCGUGCCCCGCAGCGCCAGGCGAAGGCGGGGCGGGCCGGUUGCUAAGACUGUGAAGCGCAGGGCUCGUGCCCGUCUCCUCAGGUGGCUGCAGGCUUCAGCCCCACCGGGUCGUCACUGCGGAAAUGUCAGAGAAGGAGAACAACUUCCCGCCUCUGCCGAGCUUCAUCCCGCUGAAGCCCUGUUUCUAUCAGAACUUCUCGGAUGAGAUCCCCAUUGAGCACCAGGUCCUAGUGAAGAGGAUUUACCGACUGUGGCUGUUCUAUUGUGCCACCCUGGGGGUCAACCUCGUCGCCUGCCUGGCCUGGUGGAUCGGCGGUGGCUCAGGAGCCAACUUCGGCCUGGCCCUGGUGUGGCUGUUGCUCUUCUCCCCCUGCGGCUACGUGUGCUGGUUCCGGCCUGCCUACAAGGCCUUCCGGGCCGACAGCUCCUUUAAUUUCAUGACAUUUUUCUUCAUCUUCGGAGCCCAGUUUGUCCUGACCAUCAUCCAGGCCAUCGGCUUCUCUGGAUGGGGCGCCUGUGGUUGGCUGGCAGCGAUUGGGUUCUUCAAGGAGAGCGUUGGGGCCGCCGUGGUCAUGCUGCUUCCGGCCAUCAUGUUCACCAUGUCAGCCGCCAUGAUGGCCAUUGUGAUCAUGAAGGUACACAGGAUCUACCGGGGAACUGGCGGAAGCUUCCAGAAAGCACAGACAGAGUGGAGCACAGGCACUUGGAAGAACCCACCAUCUCGGGAGGCCCAAUUCAACAACUUCUCAGGGAACAGCCUGCCCGAGUACCCCACUGUACCCAGCUACCCAGCCAGUGGCAGCCAGUGGCCUUAGAGGGAGCUGACCGGCCCUGCCACCUGCCUACCCCUGCCGGCCCACCCCCUCCUCCCCAUCCACUCCUACUCCUACCGAGCCCUGCUCGGUCCACUGAGGUUCUAAGCAUAUGUCCCCUGUCCCUCCCAGGGGGCGGGUAGGCCCCUCCCCCCAGCCAGGAUGGCAGCCCAUGUUAGUGGCCACCAGGAGCUCCCCCAGCUAUGACCCCAGACCUCUGCGACUCUUGGGGACCCAUGCCCAUGCUCAUGUCACGUCCAAAAGUGGAGCUCCUUGCAAGCAAUGCCAGAAGCAGGCCAGCCCCUGCCGUCCGGUAGAAGGAUGCUCCUCUUACUCCUAAAAAUGUUUAGUCACCGUGACGUCCACUGCAACAGCCACAUUCUCUCCCCUCGGGGUCUCAGAGGGCUGACCCCCGGUCUCCCCCGGAAGUCGGAAGCAGGCCGGCAGCCCUCCCUCUCAGAGCUGAUGAUGCUGAGAAGGGCUUCUCACGUCCACCCCAUCCCGCCCGUCCCAGUGCCCAGGAAGAGGGGGCCCUUCUCAGCACCAGGUUCCCGUCCCCUGCUGGCAGCACAGGAACUUGAUGUAUGGUCGAGUCCUCAAUAUUUUGGUCCUCUUAAGUCCCCACCACCUGCAGCCAGGGGCUCAUGGAUGAGCCCACGGGGACGGCCAGAGGCCAACUCACCGCCUCAGUGUCAUGAUCUCAGCUUCUCCCUGUCCGUC
This is a messenger RNA of Rhinolophus ferrumequinum (greater horseshoe bat), 1587 nucleotides long. It is a transcript of the gene SCAMP4, whose product is annotated as secretory carrier membrane protein 4. Bases 178 to 870 code for a protein of 230 amino acids. The transcript is spliced from 7 exons. The record is from RefSeq and is a predicted model, not a curated record. Gene Ontology annotation, cellular component: trans-Golgi network membrane; recycling endosome membrane. Lineage: Eukaryota; Metazoa; Chordata; Mammalia; Chiroptera; Rhinolophidae. Gene Ontology annotation, biological process: protein transport.